UCGUACCAAAUGUACUGAUGUAUAAAAAGUUGCGGAAUUUGAAAUAUAACAGUAGCUUAGCUGAGGUAACUUACUCACUGCAACGAUGCCUAUGAGAUCAAGUUUUAAAAAAUGGGCAACGCGACUUACUGCAUUAGGUGGUGCAACAUUAUUUUAUUGGAAUGUUUGUGGUAAUAAAGAAUUUCUGCAAGUGCAAAAUUCAUGGACAACGAAUUCAAACCCGUCGGUGAAAUGGAAUCACAACUGGGAUAGGCGAGAUCCAAAAAGUCUAGUGAAGCCGAUGAAAAUAAAGAGUGAAAGUGAUGAAAAUUUAUACAACAAGGAAUUAUCAUUGAAAAAGGCUAAAGCUACUCGGCACAUAAUUUUGAUACGUCAUGGACAAUACAAUGUCUCAGGCAAAACAGAUCUGGAAAGAACACUUACAGAACUUGGUAAAAAGCAAGCUGAUGCUACAGGAAGAAGAUUACAAGAAUUAGGUUUUCCAUAUACUUUGAUUGUACGAUCAACAAUGACCAGAGCUCAAGAAACUUCUAAAAUUAUAGAAGAAAGUCUUAAGAAUGUAAAUGUACAGGAUGAUUCAUUCCUUACUGAAGGUGCACCUAUACCACCUGAACCACCAAUUGGUCAUUGGAAGUCUGAAAUACAUUUUCAUGAAGAUGGACCUAGAAUAGAGGCUGCAUUCAGAAGAUAUUUUUACCGUGCUGAUCCAUGUCAAGAAAAAGAUUCUUACACUAUUAUUGUUUGUCAUGCAAAUGUUAUUAGAUAUUUUGUAUGCCGGGCACUACAAUUUCCACCUGAGGGUUGGUUGCGUUUAAAUUUAAGUCAUGCAAGUAUUACAUGGAUUUCUAUUCUACCAAGUGGGAGAGUCACAUUAUGGUGUUAUGGUGGUACCGGGCAUAUGAAGCCAAGUAUAAUCACAUCUAGUUAAAAUCAAUAUUACUGCUUAUUUUGUACUAUAAACAUUUAUAGCCUUUAAAUUUAAUAUUAUUUUGAAGUAAUAAGAUAAACAAUAUACAUUCAUAUGCAUUUCUUUUUUAUUCACAGAAAUAGUAUUUAUUUCCUAAAACAUGAAUACUGACCACUUAUAAAUGAUGCUUGAAAAGAGUUAAAAUUUAAGUUGCUAGAAUUUUCGCCCUCUUAUAAUUAUUUGUUAAAUAAUCAAAAUUUAUGUAUACACUUAAGAUAGUUCAAAGACUGAUAAAAAGUAUUUAUGUAUACACAAGGUUUUAUCAAUAAGUACUCAACCAGAAGGCAAUCACAUGUAUUAUAGUAACAUUCGCAUUAGAUAUAUGCAAAUUUUUAAUUUACAAAAUUACAAAUAUCCACCUACAUUAAUUAUACACAUUAUCUGUACAGUAUGCAUUGUGUACUAAAUAUCCUACAU
Nomia melanderi (Alkali bee) is the source of this 1384-nucleotide messenger RNA. RefSeq names its product serine/threonine-protein phosphatase Pgam5, mitochondrial-like. The record is from RefSeq and is a predicted model, not a curated record. Gene Ontology annotation, biological process: positive regulation of mitochondrial fission; peptidyl-threonine dephosphorylation. Lineage: Eukaryota; Metazoa; Arthropoda; Insecta; Hymenoptera; Halictidae. Gene Ontology annotation, molecular function: protein serine/threonine phosphatase activity. Gene Ontology annotation, cellular component: mitochondrion.